AUGACUUCGACUGAGCGAGAUGCUUUCCUGAACGAAUCAUUUCCCGUUGACUUCCAAUGGGCCUCCUCCAGCGAGUCCUUCAAGGUGGAGGGAGGCUGGGCAGAAGAUGGGAAGGGGGAGUCCAUUUGGGACCGUUUUGGUCAUUAUGGUCUAGCCUUUGCCAAUCAGACCGCUGAUCUCGCUUGUGACAGUUACCACAAGGUGGAUUAUGAUGUCUACCUCCUGCGAGGUCUUCAUGUUAACACCUACCAGUUUUCCAUCUCUUGGGCUCGUAUUUUCCCUUCGGGCCAUCGGGGCAGUCAGUCGGAGAAAGGUGCUCUCUACUAUGACAAGCUGAUCAAUGCUCUCAUUGAUUCUGGUAUACAACCUGUUGUCACUCUCUACCACUGGGAUCUGCCCCAGGCCCUCCAGGACUGUGGUAGAUGGACCAACGCUUCCAUUGUUGAAACCUUCAAAGACUAUGCAGAUUUCUGCUUCUCCAGGUUCGGAGACAGAGUCAAGACCUGGAACACUUUCAGUAGCCCCUGGGUGGUGAGCCAUGCUGGGUACGGCACUGGUGAGCAUGCCCCAGGAGUGAAAGACUAUGUGGUGGCCUCAUACCAGGCGACUCACAACAUGAUCAAAUCCCAUGCUGAGGCCUGGCAUGUCUACAAUGAGAAGUACAGGAAGACACAAGGAGGCAGAGUGGGCAUUGCAUUGAACUCUGACUGGGCUGAACCCGUGGACCCCUCCAGACCAGAAGACAUCGCAGCUGCAGAUCGCUACCUGCAGUUCAUGCUGGGCUGGUUUGCACAUCCCAUAUUUGUCGAUGGAGAUUAUCCUGCAGCAUUCAAGACUCAAAUUGAACAGAAAAUAAAAGAGUGUCCUCUCUCUGAGCCUGCAAUACUCCCAGUCUUCACAGCUGAAGAGAGGAAGAGGAUACACGGAACCGCUGACUAUUUUGGAUUGAACCAUUAUACCUCCCGGUUAGUCAACAACAGUGUUGGUGGCUGCACCCCUGGUCCUCAGGGGGUUGGCAACUUCCAGUCACACGUAGAUCCCUCAUGGUCCUCAACAGCUUCUGACUGGAUAUAUUCUGCACCUUGGGGUCUCAGAAGGCUUUUAAACUACAUUUCCACAGAGUAUUUGAACAUUAUCAAAGUGCCUAUACACAUUACUGGGAAUGGUAUGCCUACUGAGCACAUUGGGGACAGUCUGAAUGAUGUCAGUAGAAUAGACUACAUGAAGAGUCACAUCAAUGAGGCCCUUAAAGCCAUUUUCUUAGAUGGAGUGAAUGUGCAGCGAUUCACAGCGGAGUCACUCAUGGAUGGCUUUGAGGGAAAAAAAGGCUACAGCCAAAGGUUUGGUCUUCAUUAUGUCAACUUUGAAGAUGCAGACGGACCAAGAACCCCGAAGCAAUCUGCAUAUUUCUACUCUCAGGUUAUAAAGCAAAAUGGAUUUGGUGGCCACAAGGGGGAGUUUUUUAAUUCGGCAAAGAUGCGAUUUACUCCCCGUACAACUGCUUUACCACCCUCAGAGGUUCCCUCUAAAUCAAAGGUUGUCUGGGAGAAAUUCUCAAUUCAGUCAAAUUUUCAGAGAAAACUCUACCACUACGGCACUUUCCCACAAGGCUUCAGUUGGGGAGUAUCAUCUUCGGCCUACCAGAUUGAAGGUGGCUGGAAUGCUGAUGGGAAGGGGCCCAGCGUCUGGGAUACAUUCACCCAAAAUGGCAAUAUUCCUGAUAAUGCUAAUGGGGAUGUGGCCUGUGACAGCUACCACAGACUUGAAGAAGACUUCUACAUGCUGCGUGCUCUGAAGGUGAAGUCGUACAGAUUCUCUUUGUCCUGGUCCAGGAUCUUUCCUGAUGGUCAGCGUACAUCUCUGAACCAGAAAGGUGUUGACUAUUACAAUAGACUCAUUGAUGGCCUCUUAGCAUAUAACAUCACUCCCAUGGUGACACUGUACCACUGGGACCUUCCUGAAGCUUUGCAAAAACUUGGUGGCUGGGACAAUGUAGAGAUGAUUAACAUUUUUAACGACUUUUGUGACUUCUGCUUUGCCACCUUUGGCGACAGAGUGACAUUCUGGAUGACCUUCAACCAGCCUCAUACAAUUGCGUGGUCAGGAUAUGGACUUGGACAGAUCCCACCCAAUGUUACAAAUCCAGGAAUUGCACCAUACAGAGUUGCACACAACCUUAUAAAGGCCCACGCCAAGGCUUACCACACAUAUGAUGAUAAGUAUCGUGCAUCCCAAGGUGGUCUUAUAUCCAUUGCCCUUAAUGCUGAUUGGUUUGAACCUAAAUAUGUUAAUGUUCCUCGUGAAGUGGUGGCUGCUGACCGCGCUCUGCAGUUCCAAUUAGGUUGGUUUGGACACCCUAUUUUCAAGAACGGUGACUAUCCUGAUGCCAUGAAAUGGCAAGUUGGAAACAAAAGUGAGCUCCAAGGUCUUAAAGAGACAAGACUACCUUCAUUUAGCGAAGAAGAAAAGAUGUUCAUCAAGGGAACUGCUGACAUGUUCUGUGUAAAUCAUUACACUACAAAGAUAGUAAGCCAUGAUACUGCCCGGCUUCGCCCUCAAUCAUAUUUAGAUGACCAGGACUUGUCAGAAGCAGAGGAAAGUGAUUCACCAACUACUGCCAUCAGUAAGCAGAGAGCUGUUGCAUGGGGCUUGAGAAGACUGCUCAACUGGAUCAAAGAGGAGUAUGGAGAUCCAGAG
Molecule: messenger RNA, 2697 nt
Organism: Notothenia coriiceps (black rockcod)
Lineage: Eukaryota; Metazoa; Chordata; Actinopteri; Perciformes; Nototheniidae
Product: lactase-phlorizin hydrolase-like
Exons: 3
Biological process (GO): carbohydrate metabolic process
Molecular function (GO): hydrolase activity, hydrolyzing O-glycosyl compounds
Source: RefSeq, a predicted model, not a curated record